AUGAGUAAUCAAACUCAAGAUACAAAAGAUAACCAAACCAAGCCCACCUAUCAAGAAGUUGAGCAAGCUUUAAUUAAUGUAGUUAAAGCAGGCAUCUAUUAUAAAAAACCAAAAGAAGGUAAGUUUAUGCAAAGUUAUAAAGAGCGAAUUAUAAAAUUACACCAAGCAGAAGACCCAGAAGAAUAUAUAUUAAAGUUAGCUAUAACAAUAUUCCCCAAUGAAGAAAAAUAUCAUAAAAUCAAAGAUAACUAUAAAGAAUUUUAUGGACGAGACCCAAAGAUAUUUACUUCUAUUAUGGAACUAUAUAAAUUAUAUUUCAAUUUAGCUAAAGAUCAUUUUGUUAAAGAAGCCCAAAUCGAUAAAGAAGCAGAAGAUUUUCUUAAUUUAUAA
Molecule: messenger RNA, 390 nt
Organism: Ambispora leptoticha
Lineage: Eukaryota; Fungi; Glomeromycota; Glomeromycetes; Archaeosporales; Ambisporaceae
Source: the annotation of a GenBank genome assembly